AUGACCUCCCGAUCAUCUCGAGCUCCGAAGCGGCAGAAGCUGGAGGAGGAGCCACCAGCAGGCAGCUACAACUACAACUACGCGGCUGCAGGCUACUCAUUUCCGGGGUACGUUGGCUACCAGUGGCCUGCGCAACAAGCAAGCGCCUAUGCUUUGCCAGCUGCGUACAGCUAUGCUGCCACCUACGGUUAUGGCAGCGCCUACUAUGCCGCCGCUGCAGCCGCUGCCGCGGUCCAAGCGGGUGCAGGCGAGGAGACAGAGUCCGGGGUCGGAAAGAAAGGAGACUACGAGAACCUGCUGCAGGAGAUGAAGGCGAAGCAGGCGGCGCGCGCCGCCGGAGACUCGCAGCAGGAGGUCCAGGACAAGAAGCGCUUCCGGCUUCCUUCGGACGGAUCGGCGGAUCAGUUCGGACGCCUGGGCCGUGCCGUUUCCACUUCGCUCCGUGCGGCAGAAGGCGCCACAUUGCCUUUGCAGCAGCUGUGCGAGGACAAGCGCGUGCACCAGGAGUGGAAGGAGCUGGAGAAGAGCGGCUUGGUCAAGGCCAACAGCCAGUUGAAGACCUUCCUUUUGGAACGAGCGACAUCUUUCGAGGUGUCAAGCAGUCCUUCCGGUCAGGCGCUGGCUCGAGAGCGCAAAAGACAGAGCUUGCAACUCCCAGACGCAACUCGUCGAGUCAUGGCGGCCGCCCGUGCACGCUCCAGCCUUCUCGCAUCCCUCCUGGUGUCCUUCGGGCUCGUCUCCUUGGUCUUCGUGCCGGGCCCUCGUGCGGAGUCCCCAUCCCUGCGGGGCCUUGCCGGAGCCGCCAGUGUGGUCGCCGCACCCGGAGUGGCCUCUGCAGCCGAUGAGUACUUGAACUACAACAUGACAGGGGAGUUCACACCUUUCAUGGUCAUCGGCUACUUCGGCUUGACCACCUUCCUCACUGCCUUUGCCUUUGGCUCCUACCUUGUCUUGACGAAGCUGAAGAUCAUCUGA
Molecule: messenger RNA, 975 nt
Organism: Symbiodinium sp. CCMP2592
Lineage: Eukaryota; Dinophyceae; Suessiales; Symbiodiniaceae
Source: the annotation of a GenBank genome assembly